Molecule: messenger RNA, 1180 nt
Organism: Abrus precatorius (Indian licorice)
Lineage: Eukaryota; Viridiplantae; Streptophyta; Magnoliopsida; Fabales; Fabaceae
Product: DNA-directed RNA polymerase III subunit RPC6
Exons: 2
Coding region: 222-941 (239 amino acids)
Biological process (GO): transcription by RNA polymerase III
Cellular component (GO): RNA polymerase III complex
Source: RefSeq, a predicted model, not a curated record
ACACAGAUUCUUCAUAGAAGCAAUUCGAUUUGAGGCAGAUGACAAUUUUAUAUUUUAUUUGAAUUGAAGUAAAUAUAUUAAUGUAUAAAUAAAUUAAUUACUUAUCUUUUGGUGAUGAGUGCUAGAAAAAUCCUUUUUUAAAAUCCUCAGCAUCAUUUAUGUUUUGUGCAUUUUAACGUUCGGUUGUUGCAGAAAAGAAAGGAACCCUCGUUGAAGCAGGAAUGAGCCGUUUGCAAGGAUCUUCUUCACUUAAACGGAAACGACAAGACUUAGCCUCAGUGUCUGAGUCUUUGACAGAUGGAGAGCGUGUACUCUAUAAUCUCAUUCAUAGCAAGAACGAUAUGGGAAUCUGGACAGGAGACAUGAAACGGGAAACAAACCUGCCUGACAGCAUAGUAAAAAAAUCCCUUAAGUUGCUUCAGUCAAAGAAUCUGAUAAAAGAGGUUGUUAACAUUCAAAACAAAGGGAGAAAGCACUACAUGGCAACAGAGUUUGAACCUUCCAAGGAAAUCACUGGUGGGGAUUGGUAUAAUCAAGGGAGUCUUGAUACAGAAUUCAUAAACCUUGUAAAGGACGUGUGCUUGAAGUACAUUUUCAGGCAGAAAGUUGCCACACGUGAUGGAGUCUUGGAGUGGAUCAGAAAGAGCGAAGUCUUCACUGCUGAAGUCACGACGCAGCAAAUAGAUGAGAUUUUGCGAACUUUGGUUUUGGAUGAUGAGAUUGUAGAGGUGAAGAGCACUGGAUUUGGGGAUUUUGCAUCUGUUCCUAUUGGCAGAAUUUGUUACAGAUGUAAAAGCAAAGGUGGGAAUAGAGGGGAAGAGAAGCCUGGUGCCAUGGCUUCCAUUCCAUGUGGAGUUUGUCCCCGAAUAAACUUUUGUACACCAGAUGGCAUUGUAUCCCCAAGAACUUGUGUCUAUUUUCAGAAAUGGUUGGAUUUUUGAAGGAUUCAAAAACCAAUUCAUGAGUAGCUAUUAUAUUUGUAUUUUAAACAUUGUACUUUAUGUAUCAAAGAUCCUUGUCAUUAAAAUCAAAACUGUUUUUGUGGGUCAUCUCUCUCAGUUAGUAAUCUUGGUUGGUGGUCAUCCAAAUUAGAGUAACCAAUCUUUUACAACUAUUUUAUGAAUCCAUCAAAUAGAAAAAAGAAAAAUGAAAGCUAUUCGAUCUGUUCAUCGAUCAGAUU